CUCCCCGUUGCCAAGGAAACAGUAACAAACAUGGCAGUCUUUAUCGAGCCACUGGGAGCUUUUUAAAGUGCAGUUAAGAAAGUGCCGCGGGAAGUAAAAAACGAACGGGCAAAAUGGGGGAGAACAACAAUUAUGGAUGUGACUUGGAUGUGGAGUCAGACAGCUGUGAACUAAAGUCUGAUCACAAUAGCUCGGAUGAGGACAUUGAUGGGAAGGCAGAGGAUGAUAUAAAGACUGACUUAAAGACUUUAAGGAUGACGAAGAAGGAUGAAGAAGCAGAGGAGCUUCCUGAUCUUGAGUGGUUAAACGAGUUGUCCGAGGACAAUGAUAGUGAUGGUGACCUUGUGGGUGAAUCUGCAGACGAGAAAGACAUGACUUUUGCAGAGACGGCACGGAUCUUCAAGCUGAGGCGGAACCUGGACCAGCUGGACGACUUCCAGAGACAGAAGGCGUGUUCCUUGGUGAAAGCCAGAAAGGCCCUUAACCUCCUACGUCAGCGCAUUGGGAGUCUACAGGAGCAGCGGGAUGUUUUGGAGCGUGAAAUAGAACAUCCAGAAGCAGAAGAAGACAACAUUUCACUCCGUCGUUUGCGGGCUGAGCAAAAAAAUCUGUGUUACGAGCUGCAGAGGGAAGAAGAGAUUGAGGCCCACACCGACAAUGAGCUACGGCAACAAGAACUGGAGCUGAGUGAGAUGGAGCUUGAGAUCGGAAAGUUCUCCUUUUUGCAGCAGGAGGUGCAGGAAGAAGAGGAAGUCUUCAAGGUGCUCAAAGCCCAGAAGGCAGUGAAAAGGCUGCAGCAGGAGAGGAAAAACCACCAAACUCUGCAGCUAAAGAGUCUACGUCCCAAUACGAAACAUACAGACAUUGUGGAGAAAGAAGAAACUUUGUCUCAGAAGAAAAUAAUAAAGAGCCACAUGGACCACAAUAUUGCAGCCGAGUACUUGAAGAAGACUGUCAGAAGGCUACAGCAGCAAGAAGCUGCUAAAGAGCAGCAGAGGAAAGAGGCGAUGGAAAAGAGAAUACAAGCUGUGAAGCAACUGAAAGCUAACAUUGAAGCAAACCAAGAGAACCUACGGGUCAGACAAAGCAGAGCCAAAGCAAACGCCCUGAAGCAAGAACGUCAACAGAACCGGCUGAAAGAAUCCCUGCAGGCUCAAGGCUUAAACAGCACCCGGCACAUAUUCCAACAGAAACGAGAGGAGGAGGCAAAAAGAAAGCAAGAGGAAUUCAAGGAGAGACAGAAAGCAAAGAGGGUCGAGAUUGUGGACAAGAUUCUUUUGGAGAAGCAGAUGCUGAAGAGUAAAAAAACUCAGCAGGCAUCAACGACUAAACCCCGCACCGCCCCUACCAUCCUUUCCCCAGGCAGGAUAAGAAGGAAGCUCCUGUAUUACCUGGAUACCAGAACACCACCAGGCACAGAGAGUGACACAACAUUAAGGAAUGUGAGCCUAAGCAGCGGCUCAUCAUCAGAAUCAGAGUACCAGGAAGACCUUGCCCAAAAGGAACUGCUAAAUCUGAGCCUUCCCGACAGCCUAGAAGAGCCUGAAUUCUGUGGGCUGUGGGACCAAAACUACAAGUUUCCUUCCAACGAUAAGAAAGUGUUGUCGCCGACAGUUGCAAAACAAGAAAAACCUACCGUGGUCAGCUCGAAGUUGAGUGUAACCUCCAAAAAACUUGGUGCAAAAGACGCCAAAGGACCUUCAUUUAGCAGUAAGCCAGAAGUCAUUCUAUUCAAGGACUUUGAAGUGGGGGAAACGUACAAAAAGAAAGUCAUUCUGACUAACAUCAGCUACAUCACGAAUCACUGCAAGCUCCUUGGCAUCUCUGCUCAACUGCAGGAUUUUAUCUUGAUCAAUUUCCAACCUCCCGGUCCUUUGUCUACUGGGAUGUCUUGUGAAAUGCAUGUUACUUUCCACCCUUCGCUCAAUGAGGAGGUGGAAGGAGAGGUCCAGUUUUCAUCAGCAACCGGCUACUUUUCUGUGCCUGUCAGAUGCACCAUAAAGAGAUGUGACCUGGAGGUUGACAGCCAGUUUAUAGACUUUGGUUUGCAUGUUGUGGGCCAGACUGUUUCACGCACCAUCACCUUGACCAACAAGGGUGCGCUGGCAACCUACUUUUGUCUGGACAUCACAAUGCCUGGUACAGCAACUCACCGGGUCCAGAUGCCAUCCCAGGUCUCUGCCAGCACAUGCCAGGACACUUUUACUCAGCCUGUUACAAGUAUUACAACAUGUGACAAUGUGACCAAGAGUGUGACAUCCAUGGCUACCAGAGAACUACAACAAACGGAUCAUGUUUCGGAAAUGUCCACGGUAUCCCAGAAAUGCCAACAAGAUCCAAGAGAUACUGAGACGUGUGUGUCCUCCAGCAUGGAUGCGCCGAUCGAAGAGGAUCCUUCUGAUUGCUGUGACAUAACUAUAGGGAAGGUGAGAGAAGGCGAGAUUGGACCUUUUGAGAGCAUCAAACUGGAGCUAAUAUUUUCACCGACGUUUCCUGGAGAAGUCCAACUUGACCUGAACAUGAAGUUUUCAGAUCCGACCAGCAACCCAAUACCCAUCCAUGUGAAGGGAGAGGGAGUGGGCCUCCCAGUGUGGGUGGUGGACCCUAACAUUGACUUGAAGAUCUGCAUGUUUGACCAUCUCUAUCAAGAUGAUGUCACGCUCCAAAGCAGCACCAGCACGGCCUUGAAGCUGACCUUUGACCUGUGCUCGGCGAUGAGGAAACACAUAGAGAUCCUACCAAGGACAGGCUUUCUGCAGGCUCAGUCAAGCUUCACUGCUCACCUCAAGUUUGUGCCAAGACAGUCCUUACCCCAAGAUGCCAGCAAGUAUUUUGACCAUGAAACAGGAGUCCUGGAGGUUCCGAUGACAGUGCAAGUUGCGGGGCAGGUGCAUCCUGUCAUUUACACCAUCCAAGCAAUUGUGACGUCUUCUGACAUGAAGUUUGACCAAAUGGAGAUGGACUUUGGCUACUGUUCUAUUUACCAGUCGGUCAAGAGCAGCGUGCGCCUGACCAACAUGUCCUUGCUGCCUCAAGAGUUUGGCUUUGUGGCCAUUCCAGAGUGUGUAAAAGUCCAACCAAAUGAUGGCUUUGGCACUCUCCUCCCACAAGAAACGCUGGAGAUUGAUGUCAUUUUCAGCGCCAGCGAAGCUAAACCUUACCGUUUCCAGCUCAGCUGCAAGUCUGCCAUUAACAGAGUUUUCCCCCUGGCUUGUCGGGCCACGGGUGUCUGCCCUCCCUUAGAGCUCUCCCAUUAUCUGAUCCAGUUUGGGCCCACGGCUGUAGGCGACCACUCCACCGCUUUGCUGUACCUCACCUACAGUCAAUGUGGACGGAAGCCGUCCAAACAACCUGCCUGUGCUGAAGGAAGACUGUUCUCCUUCACACCACCCCGGGACUCCAGUUUCAGCAUCUCUCCUGCUGCAGGACGCCUGCUACCUGGAGAGAGAUGUCUGAUCCUAGUGACCUUUAGACCCAAACUGGAAGACCAGGACAUCAGGGAGGAGGCGUUACAUCUCCUCAAAGCCAAGAAGCUUGUUGAGGAGGAGGCUAAAAAGGUCUCUGACGAAGAGCCAAAAAAGGAGAGCGUAGUGGACAUCAAGGCGAAGAAAUUGUCUAAAAGCAGCAAGAUAGAGACAUCAGAAAUAUCCAAAAAUGUCAGCCCGAUAGAAACACCACCUCCUGAAAACAUCGACGCAGGAUCUCAAAGUUUUGAGGAGGCGAGAACAUCUCUGCUGCACUCCUUCACCCCGCGCUACAGCGAGUACACCAUCCCCUGCUUUGUGUCAGACGGAGAUCCCCCAGAGGAAAACCGGCAGGCCCAGCCAACAUGGAGUCCUCUCAAUACGCUCUACUUGAAGCUGCAGUGUCUGGCUGUACAGCCCCCUCUAGUGGUGGUGUCCAACAACAUCCGAAAUUAUGUCUUAGAUUUCCAGCAAAUGACAUUAGGAGAGAGGGUUAUCAAAAAAGUUGCUGUUGAGAACAUUUCAGAUGAGUCUUUGCAGCUGAGGUCCUCAUUACUGGAUGUAAACGGCCCCUUUUCACUCCUUAAUUCUCUCAGAGUCCUAACACCUGGAGAUAAGCACAUACUGGUGUUGACUUUCUGUCCAACACUGGAAAAAAAGUUCUGUGAGACUUUGGAGGUGCGUUGUCAGAAGAUGACCCUGGCCCUGACUCUGCGUGGAGAGGGUGUUGUUCCUGCUAUCACCUGCUCCCACUCUGGCGGUCUCCUUGAUUUUGGCUGCGUGCUAGAGAAAGAGAGCACCUCACAGGUUCUGAAGCUCCAAAACAGCUCAGACGUUACAGUUGGUUUCAAGGCGCUCUUCUACAGCCUCUUGCCGUCCAACACUCGGCAUGCUGAUGAGCGAGUGGCCCUACUGUUGGGUGGUUACACCGACUCCAAGAUACAACCAGUUGUAGGGACUCAAAACUACAACGGACUGAGUGUUUUCAGUGUUGAGCCUGUGGAAGGAUGCAUUGCUGCAAGACAGAGCCAAGACAUAGUUGUCACCUUUCACCCCGAUCACCCAUCCGUCAACUAUUCCGAUCAACUCACAAUUGAACUCGUCAAUAAGAGUAAACUCUGCGUUCUGGAUCUAAAAGGUGCAGCAUCUUCACAUAAUACAUAUCUACUAGGAGGAGACCCUCUCACAAUUCCUGUUGAAUCCCUUCUUCCUCCACUCAUAACCAGUCCACUUCAUCCUGCAGUAGUGCAGUCAGGGGAGAUGGAAAUCCCUGUGCUGCUUACUCUGCGAGCCAGCUACAGCAUGGGGACCAUUAAGCCUGCAGUCAGGGAGCUGGAGGUGGGCUGCAUCCGGACCAGCAAGAAGGGCUGCGAAUUUCUCUGGGACAACCUGGCAUCCCUGCAGCAGCAAGGCUUCAGUGUGGAGCCCAGCAAAAGUCUCGUAGAUGCGGGCACCAGACGAACCAUCACACUCACGUGGACCCCCCAGAGUGGACACAAGCCCAAUGAAGUGGUGCAGAUGUGUGUGCCUCUCACAGUAAAAGGUGAUGGGACAAAGGUGUACAACGUCACCUUAAUGGCUUUCGUGUCCACUGCUGUGGACUGAUUACUUUUCCAUAUACCUGUAUUACAUUUGACAAAAUAUUCUAAUGAUAAUUUAGCCUAUCAAAUGUAGUUUCUGCAAACAUAUAACAAACAGUUGUCAGAAUGACACUACUACUACUUAGCUGCAGCCACAAAAAUAAACAAACUUUUCUUUAAACCACAAAG
Messenger RNA from Nerophis lumbriciformis (worm pipefish), 5233 nucleotides. RefSeq names its product cilia and flagella associated protein 74 (gene cfap74). Lineage: Eukaryota; Metazoa; Chordata; Actinopteri; Syngnathiformes; Syngnathidae. The record is from RefSeq and is a predicted model, not a curated record.